AUGCCCGUCAUACAAAUUUUACAAAGGGAUGGCACCCCUUUCGCCGCCGGCAUCACGCGGCGGGAGCCCGGCAGGCCGGAUACCCAAACAUGGAUCACUGUCGGCAUCAUUGCCGGUACCAUGCUUCUCGCCACAGCCUUCGUUGUGUCUGUCACCGCAUACUUGAGGCGCAGGCAAUACCGACUCGAGAGGAGAAGAGAACCGCAACUAUCCUGGAACGAAUUCCAGAAGAGGUCGAAGAUGACGGCCGAAGAUCGGAUGGAUGAGGAAGAAGUCCAGAGGUGCAUCAUGAUCCGGAAGUCUCUCGCCAGCCGAUCCUUCGGGCCGAGUAGCCAGGCGGACAGCCAUUCGAUCGACGUGCAAGAUGGCAAGCAUACCGGACUUAAGGAGGAUUGGAAAGAAUGGGAGGCAAGGAUGACAAGGGAGCGGUCAAACUCGCCAGUCGUCGACGAGAAGAGACUCGAGCUCAGGAAGCAGCGUCGGAAGAGGAAGAGCAAGCGACAGUCGCUCGAUAAAGCUAGCGGAACCUACACAGCCAACUCCUACCUGCCCAAGAUGAUACCUUCUGCGGCGGCAGAAGCCAGCGCGAAGGCCGAAGCCGAAUACAGGGAGAACCUCAACAAUAUUCUCACCUGCCCGGACUGCAAGGAGUUCCCGCCGAAUCUGAUCGAGGAGUUCUCCUCUGGGGAUAUGGUGUGUGGCUCGUGCGGCCUCGUGGUCGGCGAGCGCAUCAUCGACACCCGUUCUGAGUGGCGUACCUUCUCCAACGAUGACCAAGGCAAUGACGAUCCUUCUCGAGUCGGCGACGCACCCAACAUGCUACUCGAGGGCUCCCAGCUAGAAACGACCAUCGCCUUCGACGGUGGCAAAGGUUCCAAGAACCUAUCCCAUAUUCAGAACAAGAUGGUCAACGACAAGGCGACCAAGUCGCUGCUCCAAGCAUACCGUGAGAUUGGCACUCUGACAGACAGUAUCAAUGCUGGCAAGGCUGUCUCGGACGCUGCAAAGCACAUCUACAAGCUCGUCGAGGACGCCAAAGUCCUAAAGGGCAAGUCCCAGGAGGCCAUCAUCGCUGGCUGCAUCUUCAUCGCCUGCCGGCACAACAAUGUCCCCCGCACGUUCCGCGAGAUCUUCUCCUUGACUCGGGUUUCGAAGAAGGAGAUUGGCCGGGUGUUCAAGCAGCUCGAGACCUUCCUCGGCAAGCAGGAUGUCAACGUCGUCAAGAACCAGACCCACGACAAGUACCACGGCAAGGGCUCGACCAGUGCCGACGAACUCUGCGCCCGCUACUGCAGCCAGCUGCGCUUCCGCAACUCGCAGAAGAUCGAGAAGGUCUCGAGGGCCCUGGCAGGCAAGACAUCCUCGGUGCCGGAUCUGGCGGGACGGUCGCCACUGUCGGUGGCCGCAGCCUGCAUCUACAUGGCGUCUCACCUCAUGGGCGAGGGCCGGCCGUCAAAGGAGAUCGCGCAGGUAGCCGGCGUUAGUGACGGCACUAUCAAGACGGCGUACCGGUUCCUUUUCCAGGUCAAGGAGAAGCUGAUCGAGCCUGACUGGCUUGCAAAUGGCCAGGGCAACGUUGAAAAACUACCGGCCAACUAG
Messenger RNA from Phialemonium atrogriseum, 1599 nucleotides. RefSeq lists its product as uncharacterized. Gene Ontology annotation, molecular function: TBP-class protein binding; RNA polymerase II general transcription initiation factor activity. Lineage: Eukaryota; Fungi; Ascomycota; Sordariomycetes; Cephalothecales; Cephalothecaceae. Gene Ontology annotation, cellular component: transcription preinitiation complex; nucleus. Bases 1 to 1599 code for a protein of 532 amino acids. The transcript is spliced from 2 exons. The record is from RefSeq and is a predicted model, not a curated record. Gene Ontology annotation, biological process: transcription preinitiation complex assembly; transcription initiation at RNA polymerase II promoter.